AUGGCCCCCGAACGACGAUGUGCAGGAAACUCGAAUCGAAACGAUAAUACCAACCCGGACCGAAACCAAACCAAACCAAACCAAACCAAAAUAAUGAUCGUCCAAGCAAGCCUUUCCGCGACACCCGUUCCCGUCUUAUCCCGUCUCUCCCCUUCAAAAAUACCACCUCCAAAAAAGCCCUCAAAAGGAUAUCCCAAAAAUGCCCGAGCAUUAUCCCGUAGUCACGCGCCCAAAAAAAGAAGCAAGAGAACAACUGACCAGAAAGCUUUGAACUCAGACCGCAUCCUGACGAAACAUUGUCAGACGACAGACGUCAAAACACAAACGUGGACGGAAGAAGCAAAUGGAAGUGUAGCAUGA
Molecule: messenger RNA, 360 nt
Organism: Hymenoscyphus albidus
Lineage: Eukaryota; Fungi; Ascomycota; Leotiomycetes; Helotiales; Helotiaceae
Source: the annotation of a GenBank genome assembly